AUGCCGAAGGAAGGCUCUACGAAUGUUGCGCUUAGCACUCAAAGACUCUCUGCGAUGAUUGAUUCCUUACAAAGAGAAGAUGUUGAUGAACAGCUUUUACGCAUAGCUAAACCAAAGACAAGUGAGUAUCCCAGCCAACCAGAGGCAAUCAAUUUCACUCCACCAAAGGUUACGCAGCGCUCUCCAAGUAAGCUAUACAGAUCGCCAGCUGGCUUGGUAUCAUUGGACUCAGCAGAUAAUAGGACUAGUAUGAUCUCAGAUUAUUCGGGGGUGGAAAUGGAAGGUGUCGGGGUAUCCUAUAUUGUUCAGAAUCAAAACAAGUCGAAGUCGAACCAAGACCUUCCCAAUCUACCAGCUCUUCCCUCGGUCGAAACGUUGAAGACUUUUGCAGAUGUCUCCGAUGCGAAAAGGAUCAGUUCAGGCUCUGAUGACUUGGUCGUUAAGGCAGUCGCAAAUGCUAAAGCUGUAGCACGUAUGGUAUCUACGUCAUCAAAAGUCUCUGCCACAUCAGAAUAUUCCGAACGUAAUCCUGAAGCUGUGGGAACAGCCGUUGAAUCCCUGAGACUUCUAUCAAUAAACAAGCGUCAUAUGGCACCAUCAUCCGUAGGAUCUGGGAACCUGGCCAGCGAGAGCGGCUCUUCAUACUACAAUCAUGCAAGAGACGAAGAGGCCGAGACCUUCUUACUAAAUAAUGACGAAACUAAAUCCCCAGUUACCAAGGUUUCCAACCCACACUCAGGUAGCAGUGACAACAUAUCAGUGGCAACUAGCAUUGUUCCUCCACUGUGGACUACUGUGACAGGAAACCAAGAGGGUGAGAAACCUUCCCGUUCGGAAACGAGUUCAUUCAAUCCUACCAUCCCCCCAAGAAACAAGAAUAGACCCAGAUCAAGACUAUUUAUCCGCGAUACUUUGGAUGAAAUUGAGCAACAAUUGAGGGAACAAAUACGAGAUCCCAUUGAGGAACAAGAAGCUCCUGAAACGGUAACCAGAACUAGCUCCACGACCAAUCAUUCAGACGCCUAUUUCUCAGCCACAAGUUAUCAGGAUGACGAUAAAGAUAUACACGAAAUAUUGAAAGACUCAAAUAAUUCCAAGGAUGUUGAAUAUCUAGAACGGCCCCUUCCCAACGUUCCUAGCCCUCUACGCCGUGAUUCCACGAUCAGGAUUCAGGAGUCUCAAGUUAAGUCAAAUGGAAAGGAAGACUCAACUGUGGUUCUAGAUGAGGAUGAGCAAUAUGAGGACUUAGAUGAAACUGAGCAGCAGAUAUCUGAUGGCUCAUCGAACAGGACGCCAGUAAAGGGCAACCCAACGCACGUCUCGAAAAGUAAAAGCUCCAAUGGGAAGGCAUCACAUAAGAAAAAGACUGGUAAGAAGAAGAGGCAGGAACUGAGAUCUUUCGAUAUUGAUACGCUGUCCCAGCUACUAAAUUUUACUAAAGGGACUUUGAUAGGUUCUGAGUUUACGAACCUGGGUAUGAAUAUCGAAGAGAAAAGAGCACUCGAAAGACUAGUUGACUCUUUAUCGAGGCUCACAGCUGAUAUGGUACUGGAUCCCGAUCGCUACGAAGAAGGACUAAGAAGAUUGGAUAAGGCUACAAAGGCUCUCGAAGGUUUCUAA
Messenger RNA from Torulaspora delbrueckii, 1620 nucleotides. It is a transcript of the gene NBA1, whose product is annotated as Nba1p. The transcript has a single exon. NCBI's taxonomy places the organism in Eukaryota, Fungi, Ascomycota, Saccharomycetes, Saccharomycetales, Saccharomycetaceae. The coding region runs from base 1 to 1620 and encodes 539 amino acids. The record is from RefSeq and is a predicted model, not a curated record.